UAUAUCUAUAAAUACUUGUCUAACACUACAUCUACAUCAUUCUUAUCCUCCAAAUUUAAAAAUGGCUAUUACCAUCACUUCACUAACUAUGACAAGAUAUUUUUCUGGAACAAUAGAAGCAAUAACUAAGUGUAAGGAAGUUCUUUCUUUGAAGGCAUUGAAUGCCAUUGGAUGUUCUGUAUUUGAGCAAUUCAUGAACGUUCUGGAGAAGGUUCUUUUUGCUACAUUCACCUGCAUUUUAGCACUAGGAGGGUCGAUAAUAGGAACUAUAACAGGAGCUAUCAAAGGACAAACCACAGAAGUUGGUUUUCUUGAUGGAGCUGGCAAAGGAGCGAUUGCAGGAGCCAUUGCAGCCAUAGAAUUUAUGAGUUUUGCUUAUGUGGCCGUGGGUGAGCCAUUUUCCAAGGUUGCUUUGUUGAGAAGUUUACUAAAUGGAAAAGUAUUUACGGAAUGGAUAUGUCCAACUGUUGCAGAAGCUUAUUUGUUUUAUAUAAAUUCACUAGAAACAGGUUAUGAAGGAGUGCUUUCAGAUAUGUAUGACAACAUGGGAGUUAAAGGGAUGCCACAUAGUUGUAUUAUGAAGCUUCCAUUCCAGCAAUUCUGCUCCAACAAAAUGAUGAAAUUAUACAAUGAGUCAUGCUGCUCAAUUUGCUUACAGGAUUUUGAGAAUGAAGAAUUGGUCAGAAUACUUCCAAAAUGUAGCCAUAUUUUUCAUUUAGAAUGCAUUGACAAGUGGCUAAUCCAACAAGGAUCAUGUCCCAUUUGUAGAACUUAUGUUGUUGAUCACAUUAAUUCGUGAUAGUUUGGUUUUUUUGUUGAUGUAUAAUAGUUUUGUUUUGAGCUUCGUCCCUCUUUGUAAAAAAAAGUAGUUUCGUUUUUUUUUGUUAUAAAAUAUGGUUAGUCUAUGCUUUGUUUUGUGGUAGAAUUUCAAUUUUUUUUUUUUUUGUUGUGUUCAAAGACGUGGUAGGAUAGAAGGUAUAAUCGCAAGCUUCUACUUUGUUGCACCAUGGCGUUGAAUUAGUUGUGAAACAAACAUGCGCCAAUCAAUUGU
This is a messenger RNA of Medicago truncatula (barrel medic), 1051 nucleotides long. Its product is annotated as NEP1-interacting protein 1. The coding region runs from base 62 to 799 and encodes 245 amino acids. Lineage: Eukaryota; Viridiplantae; Streptophyta; Magnoliopsida; Fabales; Fabaceae. The record is from RefSeq and is a predicted model, not a curated record. The transcript has 5 exons.